This is a messenger RNA of Nyctereutes procyonoides (raccoon dog), 1851 nucleotides long. It is a transcript of the gene MICU2, whose product is annotated as mitochondrial calcium uptake 2. The record is from RefSeq and is a predicted model, not a curated record. Gene Ontology annotation, biological process: mitochondrial calcium ion homeostasis; calcium import into the mitochondrion. NCBI's taxonomy places the organism in Eukaryota, Metazoa, Chordata, Mammalia, Carnivora, Canidae. Gene Ontology annotation, molecular function: calcium ion binding. The transcript is spliced from 12 exons. The coding region runs from base 15 to 1316 and encodes 433 amino acids. Gene Ontology annotation, cellular component: uniplex complex.
GCGCUUCCGCAAAGAUGGCGGCCGCUGCGGCAAGAGGUGCUUGGCUGGCAGCCUGGAGCGGAAGACUGCGGCGUGGGGUCGCGGCGGGACGGCGAGCUCUGCCCGGCCUCGGCCCCCUGACCGCGGCCGUGGCCGGCGCAGCCCUAGCAAGCACAGGCGUGGUAUGGUACCGUGGCCGCAAGAACGACGCGGCACCCCAAGGCAGCCUCACCGUCUUAGCACAGGAAAAUAUUGACUCUGGAGAGAUGGGAGAAAAAUUGUCCCUUCGUAAACAGCGCUUCAUGCAGUUUUCUUCACUAGAACAUAAAGGAGAAUAUUAUAUGACACCACGAGACUUCCUCUUUUCAGUGAUGUUUGAGCAAGUGGAACGUAAAACUGCAGUAAAGAAGCUGACAAAAAAGGAUAUCGAGGAUAUACUGGCAGGAAUCCAACCAACUCGUUCUGGAGCAACCUUUUUCAGAGACCUUGGUGAUAAAGGACUGAUUUCAUAUACUGAGUAUCUUUUCUUGCUUACAAUCCUUACUAAACCCCAUACUGGGUUUCAUGUUGCUUUUAAAAUGCUGGAUGCAGAUGGUAAUGAGAUGGUUGAGAAAAAGGAAUUUUUUAAGCUACAGAAGAUCAUAAGUAAACAAGAUGACUUGAAGACAACAAUAGUUAAUGAAACAGAGUCCCAGGAAUCAACAGUGAAAGAACCUGAAAUUACCACAACCCUUCAGAUACAUUUCUUUGGAAAAAGAGGAGAAAGAAAACUUCAUUAUAGGGAAUUUCGAAGAUUUAUGGAGAAUUUACAAACAGAGGUCCAAGAAAUGGAAUUCCUUCAGUUUUCUAAAGGUUUGAGUUUCAUGAGAAAAGAAGACUUUGCAGAGUGGCUACUUUUUUUCACUACCACUGAAAAUAAAGACAUCUAUUGGAAAAAUGUAAGAGAGAAGUUGACAGCAGGAGAGAGUAUUAGUUUGGAUGAGUUCAAGUCAUUUUGUCAUUUUACGACUCACUUGGAAGACUUUGCUAUUGCCAUGCAAAUGUUUAGUUUAGCUCAUCGUCCUGUCAGACUGGCGGAAUUUAAGAGGGCCGUGAAAGUAGCAACUGGACAGGAGCUCUCAAACAAUAUUUUGGACACCGUCUUCAAGAUCUUUGAUGUGGAUGGUGAUGAAUGUCUUAGUCAUGGAGAGUUUCUUGGGGUUUUAAAAAACAGAAUGCAUCGAGGUUUAUGGGUACCACAACAACAAAGUAUACAUGAAUACUGGAAAUGUGUGAAAAGAGAAAGCAUUAAAGGAGUAAAAGAAGUCUGGAAACAAGCUGGAAAAGGUCUCUUUUAGAAAAAGCUAAUAUGGGAACUAUAUUGCUCCAAAUGUACUAGUAAUUUAGACAUUUUUUUAAGUACUAGAUACUUGUCUUGAUUUUCUUUGUAAUAUAAAGAUGCCUUUUAUUUACUUUCUGAUUCAAUAAUUUCUUAAUAAAAUUUCAUCAAAGAACUUAGUAAAAAUAGAUACUGGAUUCUGUCAGAGGAUCUAGAAUUGAAGUAAUGCUUUAUACUUUGAUAAGAUGGAAAACCUAGUUAUUCACUGACUUCUUAGACACAGUAUUACCAUGUGCUCUUCAGAAAGGUGUCAGCUAGUACUUACAGAAAAAAAUAUUUGAUACACAGGCCAAUAUUACAUCCAGGAGUCCUGAUGAUCCCAGUAAGGCAAAUUAAAUUUAAAACAUCUCAGGUUUUCUCAUUGUAUGUCAUAUCUCAUAAGCUCCUUGUGUAUUUUGCUUGUUAGCUGUAUAUUAAUUUUCUCUAAAAUAAUAUGUAAAUCCCAAUAUCCUAUGUAAAAACAGAAUAAAAUAUUUAUACAGAUACAAAAAUUA